This is a messenger RNA of Argentina anserina (silverweed cinquefoil), 4932 nucleotides long. RefSeq lists its product as uncharacterized. The record is from RefSeq and is a predicted model, not a curated record. The transcript has 11 exons. NCBI's taxonomy places the organism in Eukaryota, Viridiplantae, Streptophyta, Magnoliopsida, Rosales, Rosaceae. The coding region runs from base 517 to 4536 and encodes 1339 amino acids.
CUUCUCUGUCUCUACUGUAGAUUUUUAAAAACAGAGAGAUAGAGAGUGUAGAGAGAGAAACCAAAGCACUUGGGGGAAAAAGGGGGGCAAAGAAAGGUACAUUUGAGGGAAUGAGUAAAGCAAAAACUAUUUGUGAUUGCUGUUAUUAGGGUUUUCUUCAAGUCUUGGGCUUUAGAGAGAGAGAGAGAGAGAGAGAGAGAGAGAGAGAGAGAGGUUUAAUUCACAUUGGAAGCCAAAACCCAUUUUCAAAAUUUGAAAAAGGAAAAGGUUAUCUCAAAGACCCGGUAGUGGGAACCAGAAGAAGAAGAAGAAGAAGCUGCUGUGUAUAUACAAAGGGAAUAUGGUAGCAAAAUGCUGGCACCCAUUUGAUCAAAUCGGGGGAUCCGAUUAAGCAAUCAGAGAUCUUUGUGAGAUUGAGCUCCAGAAUGCUGAGGGUCUGCGGCAUUCGGGGCUGAAGAUUACAUCUGUUUAUGAAGAGGCAUUUGGAGAGGUAAAAGAACUAGGGUGGAGAAGAAAAUGAAAUCUGAAACGCCUCUUGAUUAUGCAGUAUUCCAGUUGUCACCAAAGCAUUCAAGAUGUGAAUUAUAUGUUUUUAGUAAUGGAAACACUGAGAAGCUGGCUUCUGGUUCAAUUAAGCCAUUUGCAACCCAUUUGAAGGUUGUAGAAGAGCAGGUUGCAAUUGCAGUUCAGUCUAUUAAACUUGAGGUUCAGAAACGUAAACAUGCUGAGAAAUGGUUCACAAAAGGAACACUUGAAAGGUUUGUGCGGUUUGUUAGUACACCGGAGGUGCUAGAACUGGUCAAUACCUUUGAUGCAGAAAUGUCUCAAUUGGAAUCAGCCCGGAAAAUAUAUUCUCAGGGAAUGGGAGGUCAACCUUCUGGUGCAAUGGGUGCGGAUGGAACAGGUAUCACAGCAGCCGCAGAUGCAACAAAGAAGGAGCUUUUAAGGGCUAUUGAUGUACGGCUCAGUGCGGUAAGGCAGGAUCUGUCUACAGCUUGUGCUCGUGCAUCUGCUGCUGGUUUCAACCCUGAUACAGUCUCUGAACUACAGCUAUUUGCUGAUCAGUUUGGUGCCCAUCGGUUACAUGAAGCAAGCACAAAGUUUAUAUCUUUGUGGGAGAGAAGAUCAGAGCUGAUCAGCCCAUGGCAGCCAGGUGUCGAUGACAGACUCGUCCGAGCCUCAUGUGAGUCUGACAUGUCAAUCGAUGACCCUACCGAAGACACAACUGGAUUCCAUCUAGAUGAUUCAUCAAAGCCAUCCACGUGUCAACUGCCCAAGUCCCUGGCCAGUAAUUUUCCCACGCAACAACGUUGUAACAACGUAACUGAGGAAGACAGAGACGGCGACAAGACCAAGAAGGUGGAGGAGCCUCAGACCGCCGAGCCAACAUUGGCGAGUCAACAACCUGCGAGAAGGCUCAGCGUCCAGGACCGUAUCAAGCUCUUUGAGAAUAAGCAGGACAGUCCCAGCGGUGGUAAACCCGUUGUUGCCAAACCUGGGGAGCUCCGGAGGCUGUCUUCUGAUGUGUCAUCGGUGCCUGCGGCGGCCGUGCUUCGGAGGUGGAGCGGUGCUAGUGACAUGAGCAUUGAUUUGAGCGCUGAGAAGAAAGACGGUGAGAGCCCCUUGUGCACACCAUCCUCUGUUUCCUCUGUUCCACUUUCGAGGGGAAAUAGUAUUGUGUCUAGUGUGUUAGAGGAUAAGGACCACAAGGCGCUAAAUGACUCGGCAGAUUCGAGUGUUUCUGGGAGAGUUGGCCAUCCUGUGUUGAAAGAUCAAGCUGAGGGGCAGACUCGGGCCAGGGCUUUAGGUGAAGAGGAGGUGGGGUCAAAGGUGAGGAAUAAUUUGAAGGCGCAGGUGAGUUCUCAGACCCCAUCCAAGUCUUCCAUUGGGAAAACAGAGGAGAUUGAGCCAAGUGAUCAAGGAAUUUCUCUAGAGAAGUUGAAUAUAUCUUCGGGUAGCAAAGAGAGAAGUGGUGGGUUUAAAGAUCAAGCCGGUUUGGAGACACGGUCAACAGGUUUUUCAAAUCAAGCCGAGGUUGCUGAUGGGAAGAACCAAGUUGGGGGUGCUGCAUCUGACGGUGGAACUGUGAAUAAAGUGGAGGAUUCUAGAUCAAGAGAUCAGUCAAUGACUCAGUUACAUCCUAGAGGAUUCCGGGGUCAUACUCGAUCUUUCUCGGGGCAGUUUGAGGGUGGUUUCGGACGAAAACCUGAAGAAGCUUCUUCAGGGCAGUUCAAAGUCGAGCCUGAUCAGCUACCUCCCCAGCCUCUAUUGAGAUCUUAUUCUAGAGAGGUUGAGGAGGUGGGCAAAAAUGACUUGACAUCAUCAGAUAAGCAACAACUAAAAGUGGAUAAUUCUAUUACUCAGAAAAUGAAAAUCCAGAAACCUGCAUCUGCCAGUCGUGAACAGAAUAAAAGAUCACAGGGGAGGAGAGAUGACGGUGGAAACAGCAAGUUGGAUUUUGUGGUUGAUAAAGGUUCAGGGAAUCAAGAGAGCUUUGCUACAAUGUCCACACCAGUAGAACAAGUUCAGAGAGUAAGACAGACCAAGGGAAAUCAGGAACUCAAUGAUGAACUUAAACUUAAAGCAAAUGAGCUUGAAAAGCUUUAUGCAGAGCACAAACUUAGGGUUCCUGGGGAUCAGUCUAGUUCCGCUCGUAGAAGCAAACCUGUGGAUUUGAAGGAGGAGGCAGUAAGUUCACAACAUAGGAAGCCAGCAGUGGAGGAGAUUCCUCCAGCACAAUCUGUUGACACCACCACAGUCAUAAAAUCUGUGGGUAGUUCUAGUAAUUUGGCAAACUUCAAUACUCCACCAUUGAAGGGACCAAGUAACCAGGAUUUUGGACAUACUUUGAAGCAGAAUUUCUCCGAUGCUGGAUUCUCUCUUGAUUCUAAAGGAAAAUUUUAUGAGAGGUACAUGCAGAAAAGAGAUGCUAAGCUGAGAGAAGAAUGGGUUUCCAAAAGAGAAGAAAAGGAGGCCAAGCUGAAGGCUAUGGAAGAUAGCCUUGAACGAAGUAGGGCAGAGUUAAAUGCCAAAUUUUCAGGGUCAGCAGACAGACAGGAUUCAGUUUCCAGUGCGCGUCGACGCGCAGAGAAGCUCAGAUCAUUUAAUUUUCGAUCUAAUAUGAAAAUGGAGCAGCCAUUAGAGUCCAACCCCUGGACUCCAACCGCAUCAGCCCCUCGUUCAGCGGCCAAAGUUUCCAACCUUAGUUCAGGGCGGCGAAGAUUAGAAUCAGAUAAUCCUCUUGCACAAUCAGUUCCAAACUUUUCUGAUCUAAGGAAAGAAAAUACAAAGCCCUCUUCUGGAGUUAGCAAAGUAGCUGCUCGCUCACAGGUCAGAAGCUAUUCCCGCAGCAAGAGUAAUAGUGAAGAGUCAGCAAUGGUCAAGGAUGAGAAGUCACGGCAUUCUCAGUCCUUGAGGAAAAGUUCUGCUAAUCCUGUAGAAUUCAACACCUUGUCGCCAAUGAACUCUGAUGGUGUUGUGUUGGUGCCAUUAAGAUCUGAGAAAGAGCAAACUGAGCAGCGCCAUUUUGACAAAUUUCCAGAAACUGUGGAGUCAAUAUCCUAUCUGAGGAAGGGUAAUAUGAUAGGUACUGGUUCUGGAGUUGGCAUUUCUAAGCUGAAAGGUUUCAUGGGAUCCGACGCUGUGAACAUUGAAGAAGAAUUUGAUGAAUUGGCCUUUGAGGCAGAAGAUGCAGUAGAUAUGGCCAAAGAAGAAGAAGAGGAUGAAGAAGAACUUGAAAUGAUGGAAGUUGAGGACGAUGAUGAUAUGGAUAAUGGCAAACCAAGAUCCAGCAAGGAAUCUGAAAAGUCUGGUAACUCUGGGUCUGGUAAUGUCAAUUCUGUAAGAUCUCUUUCUCACGCAGACCCCACAUCUGUUGCUGAGUUGCCUGCUGCCAUGUCUUCAACAUUUCAUGCUGUGGGGUCUUUGCCAGGCUCACCGGGGGAGAGCCCCAUGUCAUGGAACUUACAGAUGCAUCAUCCAUUUUCCUACCAACAUGAGACAUCUGAUAUCGAUGCCUCCGUAGACUCUCCAAUGGGGAGCCCUGCUUCUUGGAAUUCUCAUGGUCUUAGCCAAACAGAUGUAGAUGCAGCUCGAAUGAGGAAGAAAUGGGGAAGUGCUCAGAAACCUAUUCUUGCUACUAAUUCAUCUCAAAAUCAGUCACGCAAGGAUAUGACCAAAGGAUUUAAACGAUUAUUAAAGUUCGGAAGAAAAAGUCGUGCGACAGAUAAUAUGGCCGACUGGAUUUCUGCUACAACUUCUGAAGGAGAUGAUGAUACAGAAGAUGGGCGGGAUCUUGCCAACCGAUCGUCAGAAGAUUUGAGGAAGUCAAGAAUGGGAUUUGCACAGGGUCCCGAUGACAGCUUCAAUGAAAUCGAGUUCAAUGAAAGGGUUCAAGCAUUGAGCUCUAUUCCAUCACCUCCGGUGAACUUUAAACUGAGGGAGGAGCAUAUUUCUGGAAGCUCAUUGAAAGCUCCAAGAUCAUUCUUCUCACUCUCGUCGUUCAGAAGCAAGGGAAGCGACUCAAAGUUGAGAUAAGUCCACUUAGACAAUACCCCAUCACAAGUGCUUGGAUCGUUCAAGGUAAGGUGUAAAGGGUGAUCAGUUCUAAGAUACGAAAGGAUUGACUAAGCACGAUUCAGCCAUCUAGUAUAAGAUCGAAGAUGGGAUUAUGUAUAUUUGGAUUCACCAGGCUUGGUCAUUUAGUUAGCUAUAUAUGAUGAUAGUUGUGUUCAAAUUGUGGUGUAUAUCCUAUUGAACAAUGAGUCAAUUAUUGGCCUAAUGCAGCUGGUUUUGGUAGUCUGGAGGCAUUCUUUUUUCUUCUCCCAUUUGGCGUAGUAGCCUUGUGAUGUUAUCUGCACUUCUGUUAGAAUCAGCACUGUUGACAGUGAGAAGAGUGAAAUGAUUAUCCGGAAUAGUAGCUUGUUACACAAA